GGACUUUCGAAGAGCUCCGUGGUCUGAAGAGAGUGCGAUGGCUGAAAAGAAUGAUCCUUUUCGGGACCUGGUUUUCAGUGGGGCACCCUCGGAGUACCGGCUCUUUCGGCGGAAGAUUCUGCUGAACGUGGCUUCGUUAGAGGAGAAGCAUGUGAAGCUGGCUGGGCCGAAGAUCCUCACUCGUUUGACUGGGGAAGCCUGGCGGGCCACGGAGCAUCUUUCGAUAGCAGAGCUGCGCUCAGAAGAUGGUUGGCUCCGGGUUCUGCAGGCCUUGGACGAGCACUACAAGUACCUGCCGGAGACGGAGUUGAAUGAGUGUGUCGACGAGUUCCUCUUCCACCUGAAGAGGCGCUCGGGUGAAGGGCCGACGGCCUUUGUGUCGCGCUUCAAGGCAGUCCUCAGUCGGCUCGAGACGCUGAUCGCUUCGGAGCGUGCCGAACGAACCGCCAGCAAGAGGAAGCGCGAUCCGCGUGUGCCACAGAGGCAGACGGACGAUGAUGAGAGCCCAAGCUCUGGGGUCGACUCGGAGGAGCCCGCCUUGACGAAGGACCGAGUCGAUGCAGCUGCGGCGGCUUCUGCGGAUGGCAGACAGCCCACGGCGACCGACACCAAGGGCCCGAAGACGGUCGGAAGCUUUGUGGGCGAGAAGUCUCCCAAGCGUGGGCCACCUUCGUCGGGUGGUUCCCAGCACAGCCGCGGCACCCAGAAAGGCGACGAGGAGCGAGCCCAGCGCCGUAUGCUGGAACGGCUGGGCCGCUUGGAGGUGGGCCACUUGAAGCUGAAGCCGGUCUUUCCGGCGGUGAUCUUGGGCCACCUCUUCAUGAGAAAGUAUGGCUUGUCGCGGGAGCAAAGAAGCCAGGUGAUCAGAUCGACCGGCGGCUCCUGCAAGUUCACCGAUAUCGAGAAGGUGAUCCGUGCCUCGGACUAUGAAGACCGUCUUGGAGACGGCGGCCACCGGGGCAACCAGCAACGGGCUGCCAGACCAGGUGGCGCGAUCAUGGCCGCCGACGAGGGCAGCAGCCUGAGUGAGCCUUCUUUCUCUGACCCGGAGGCCUAUGAGGCCGGAGAGGCGUCAGGCAGCGACAUGGACGAGGAGCUGGAAGAGGCCUUCGAGAUCCACAAGAAGGCCCGCAACGACGCCAAGAAGGCCUUCAGAUCGUACCGCGACAGUCGCAAGAAGGUCAGGGAGAUCAAGAAGGAACGCCAGCCAUAUAUGCCGGUAGUGGCUCUGCCGGCUGGCUCGACACCGGUCCCCGAAGGACUUCCCGUUCAACCGACCUUUCGCUAUGAUCGCAAGGAUGGUCGCCGCGGGGACAAAGACAAGGGCCGCGGACGAGGCGGCAGGAGGAAAGAAGAAGUGAGCCUGGUCCAGACCAGCCUCCUCUCAGAGUUUUCCUACAUGGUUGAGAAUGUGGAGGCGACCUGCACCUAUGAUGAGUACGAGGUGCUCUCGGCUUCGGUGCCGACCGGCAUGGCAGUGGUGGACACGGGUUGCACGACUUCAGUUGUGGGCCGAGAAACGGCCGAUCGAUACCGCGCCCUGUGGCAGGAACGUGGCCUUCCUGAGCCGGCUUCAGUUCAGCUGGCUCCCGUCCAACUGCGGGGCUUCAAUGGGGCCCGAUCAGUUGCCACUGAGGGGCUUCGAUGGACUGUGAGGCUCGGGGCUCUGUGGGGCCAAGUGACCACGUACGUGAUCCCAGGUCAGGCCCCUUUUCUGUUGUCCCGCAAGGUGCUGCAGGGCAUGAAUGCCCAUCUGGACUUAGGAGCCUCGACCAUAACUAGCGAGAAGCAUGGUAUGCACCAGCAGCCUCUAUCUCAUGCAGCCAACGGGCAUUUGCUGCUCCCCCUGGUUCCAGAUGAAGAGGGCGAGGCGGCCUUCCAGGUGCAAUGCGCAGGCCCUGCCGAGGUUCCUAGUCUGAAGCCUACUCCCGAACCUUUACAGAAAACCCCAGAGAAGACCAGCAAAAUCAGGCUUCCGGCUGCCGAUCUCCGGAAGCAUUUCCAAACCGUGAUGAAGCACACCCGGUAUACGCAGGCUGAUGUGGGUUCUAACAGGUAUCCUUUGAGAAUGCUAUUCGGAUGUGAUGUUGACUUUGCUAUGUGCGCCUAUCGUCCUAGAUUUGAGAGGCGAGAGGCUUUUGACCGCCCGGGAGCGUGUGAUUCACUCGAGGGGCGUGCAUCUACGAGAUCCGAGCCAGAGUGCGUUUCGGAAUCCCCCGUGCCCAGUGAGCUGCAGGGGCACGAAGUCUGCGAUUGCUGCGCCCACAGCGCAUCAGCUGAGGAGGGCACGGCCGGAGGGGUGGAAUUUCUGCCGCGCCGCUUUUGCCGCAUUGUUGCAGCCUGCCUCUCUCGUCGCGAUGCAGAGGUCCUUCAGAAACUCCAUGUGAACACCGGCCACGCCUCUAAUCCUCAGAUGCUGAGGCUCGCACAGCGUGCUCGGGCACCUCCCGGUGUCAUUGAGGAAAUUCGGAAGUUUCGCUGUCCGAUCUGCGAGGUCGAGCUUAAGAGACAGGGGACUAGUGGUGUGGAGGAACGCAAGAUUCAGGUUCUUACGGUGGUAGAUUAUGCAACUGACUUUGCACAGCAGAUAGUCCUGCCGCCUGGACCCCGAUCGGUCAGCAGUGCCUUUCACGCGGUGUGGUGCCGGCCCUUUGGCCCACCCCGAGUGAUCUACGUGGAUCCUGACCAAAGAUGGAUGUCAGACGAUUUUCAGAGAUACCUCCGUUGCAAUUCAAUCACCUUACUGGAUAGUGCCACGGAGUCCCACUGGCAGCUCGGCCGCGUGGAGGUAGCUCAGAAAAUCCUUCGCAUGAUGGCCCAGCGUGUCUGGCGGACCUCAGAACGAUCCCCGGAGGAGGUCAUUGAGAGCUGCAGCGGUGUCCGGAACGAACAACUUAAGCGCCAUGGUUUCUCUAGUGCACAAUGGUUCCUAGGUAGAGAGCCCCGGGUGCCAGGGUCGUUGGCAGACCUCAGUGAACAGCAGAACCCUGCCGUUCAGGAUGCCGUGCAUGCCGAGACUGAUUUUGCAAAGAAGAUGCAGAUACGCCAGCAGGCUGCAGAGGCCUUCCUGCAGGCACAUGCGCAUACCACAUGGUCCCGUGCCAUCAAAGGAAGGCACGGGUCCUGGCUCGGCCCGGGGCGCGUCGUGGGCACUGAAAGCUUCCGUGAAGGGAGCCCCGUUCCAAGGGUCAUCUGGGUAGUUGUCAAUGGUUUCAUGUAUAAGUGUUCACCGGAGUGUCUUCGCCCCCUGGUUGAGGAUGAAGUUGCGUUCAAGCAAAUUGCUCAGGAGUUUCACGCCGGACACCUCCCGGAAGAAUUAGAGCAAGUAACGCCGUCAAGGAGGGGCCCUGCCGGGCGAUACUUUGACUUGAGCCAAGACCUUCCCACUGAACAAGAUUUCUUGACGCCACCCGCCUCUGACCAAGAGGGCGAGGCGGACCCUCCUGCGGACCGAAAUGUGCGUCGCCGCAUUACUCGAGACGACGAGUACUGGCAAUCCCGAGCUGCAAGUGCAUCUCCACGAGGGGAACCUCUGGUUCGCUUCCGGGAUGAUCCUACCGAAGGGCCUGAGCAGCCGGUGCCCAAACUGGCACGUACUUCCGUAGAGUCCGAAGACCUCGCAGAAUAUUCACCUUCCUUACCGCCGCCUGAACCAACUGAUGAGGCCCGGGUUUCGGAGGAUCUGCCCCAAGUGCCUGACACACCCCUGGGAUCAGACACAGAGAUGCUGCCGGAUUCCGACAAUCUGUGCUGCGAAAUUGCCCUUGACAUUUUUGAAACUGACAUCGUGGAUGAUCCUGGGUCUCUUUGGACAGUCUUAGACGAGUGCGCCGUAGUGGCAGCCCGCCCAGGUCAGAAACGAAGGGUCGAAGUCAGCUUCCGUAAGCUCGGCCCUAAAGACCGCGAACGCUUCAAGGGUGCUAUGAAGAAGGAAUGGCAGAGCUGGCUAGAGAACAAGGUCACAACAAUAGCUAAGUCUAAGGGGAUAGCCAAAAGCCGCAUCAUAGGUUCCCGCUGGGUUUUGACCUGGAAGAAAUCUUCGGAUCCCGAUGACCGCACCCUUACACCCAAGGCCCGGCUAGUGCUUGUGGGGUUUCAAGACCCUGAUCUGGGAAGGAUCGCCACAGACAGUCCGACUCUCCGAAAGGAGAGUAAGCAUAUCAUCCUCAGCAUCUGUGCGAGCAAGGGCUGGGUAAUUUGGGGUGCCGAUAUCAAAACUGCAUUCCUUUCCGGGGACAAUUCCAAUCGUGACCUGUACUUCCGUCCACCCGAUGAAGUGAAGGAAUUCCUCAACUUGAGUGAUGAUGAUGUGCUGCGCCUGGAAAAGGCGGCCUAUGGGCUUGCAGAAGCUCCACGUGCAUGGUUUCUCCGCCUGACUCGGGAGCUGAUCUCUGUAGGCCUUGAAGUCUCUCAGCUUGACCCGUGUGUGUGUAUCCUGCGGUGUGUUUCUUCAAAGGCAUUGCUCGGAGUCUGCGGAGUCCAUGUUGACGAUCUACUCGGUGGGGGGGCUUCCCACAUGGACCUUUGCCUAGAGAAGCUUCGUGCUACUCUGCCUUUUGGGGAUUUCCGUAAGGGUACUAUCAAGUACACCGGGGCCGAGAUUAGGCAACUGAAGGAUGGCAGCAUCGAAGUGAGUCAAGAGGCCUACAUUGACAAAAUGGAAGAAGUGAGCACGAAGCCCUACGGCAAGGCGUCGAAUCCUCUUCCGGAGCCGACCCUUAUGCGUGCAUGCUGUGGCCAGCUGGCCUGGGUUGCCAAUCACAGUCGUCCUGAGCAGGCGUUUCUGGCUUCCUACUUGCAAGGCACCCAGGAUAAGGCCCAGGUUGCACACCUUGAGUUGUAUAACAAGGCUGUUCGAGAGCUUAAGACCCGCCGUGCCACCCUCAAGUUUCCUGUGGUCCCUCUUGAGCGCUGGCGACUGCUGGCUGUGACCGAUGCUGGCUGGGGCGUUCGUGCCAAUGGCGAGUCCCAAGGUGGACUUGUGCUGUGCCUGUGUGACAAGGAGGUGCUAGAGCGUAGGCCAGGCCCGACUUGGAUCAUAGAGUGGUCUUCGAAGAAACUUCGCCGCGUAGUUAGGAGCUCUACCGCUGCCGAAACUCUCGCCGCUCAGAAUGGCCUAGAUGCAAUAGAGUUUGCACAAGCGUUCUUGCAAGAAGUCUUGUAUGGCAUGACCCCAAAGUUGUUCCAGCAAUGGGUUCCUGAAAAUAAGUCCGGGCUUGUCAUUGACAGCAAAUCCUUGUAUGACGCCCUCACCCGAUCUGCUUGCAGCAGUGCGUUGGCUAUGGAAAAACGGCUGGCCAUCGAUUAUGCCAUAGCCAGAGCGUGCCUGAGUGAGAGAGGAGUCCUCCCGUUCUGGACUAACAACCUACAGAUGGUGGCUGAUUGCUUGACCAAGUUGAAGGGCAACAAAGAGGUGAUGUACAAGCUGCUCGACACGUGCUGUUACCAUGUUCGCCCUAGCAAGGAGUCCGGCAGGCUAGACCACGAGCUGCCUGGGUGUGACUUGAGAUGUUGGGUUCUCCAGUACAUGAGCAGUCGUGAGCCUCUUGCUCGUGAUGAACUGGUUCAGUUCGUCUCCCGCGCGGUGGCGAACAACCAGGUGCCAGAGGUCCUCCAGGAGAUAGAGGUGCAGCGUCCGGACAAGAUGAUCCGCCGCGACCAGGACGUGGGACGCCCUAAGUCUUCCAUUCACUGGUCCCGAGAUGUGGAAAGCCCUACGAGCAUGGCCUCCGACACUCCGAGCACCCGUGAGUACCUCCUGGUGCAUGGUGUCGACCACAGCAAGCGCAAUGGGCCUCCAAUUCCAACGCCGGUGAAUGCACCAGCUCGCAAUGGGCCUCCACCUCCAGCGCCAGUGAAUGGAACCGCUUCUGGAGACUAUCGUCUUGGACAUGGAGGGCGUGAUCAACCUUCGUGUGCAGCCUCCCCGCAUAGUGCGGGCUAUGGUCGCCCGGCUCCCCGCUCCGUGGACACCUUCGGCACCAUGACCUCAGACGCCGAGACCGAUACAAGCUUCACCUUGCGCUCCCCAGCUGAGGAGAACUCCGAGGAGUAUGUCCUUCCGACGGCACAUGUGGGCAAGCUUCCCCGGGGCAUCCCUUCUCUGGCACGAUGGGGUCAGACCUUGCUGAUCCUGCCGAAGUACAAGGAGAAGAAGUGGAGCUACCUCCAGCUGCUCCAGUUCGCCUGGAACGACAAGGAUGCGAUGUCGUACAUCAAGUGGGUGAAGAACACCUACUACCACGAUGCGAAGGACCCGAAAGGUGGCAAGGCUUCCGAUCUGGCAGCCUUUGUUCUGGCAUGCGACUGUCCCAUCGACCGCCGCUACCAGGAGAUCCACAACUCAGCAUUUGAUGCUUCGGAGGGCGUUCGUCCCGUUAUUGACGGCGUUUGCGGACAGCAGAAUGACUUCGUGCAGCAGGUUGGCACCCUGGAUGGCUUGAUGGUCACCUUCCUGGACGUGGACGGCGUCGUGGUCGACCAGAUUCUGCCGAUGACACGCUUCACCAUACGAGUGGAUUGUGGCGGCGGUUUCGAUGCCUGCGAUGCCAAUGAUUUUUCGAGCAUCAAGGUUAUUCCACGCAGCUGGUCUGCCGAAGAUACGGCCGUGGGGGCAUCGCAUUGGAACAAGAGCAACACUUGCCCGGAGGCGAUUGAGACGACGCAGUGGUACUCGCCGCUCAACUGCCAG
Messenger RNA from Symbiodinium sp. CCMP2456, 6691 nucleotides. The record is from the annotation of a GenBank genome assembly. NCBI's taxonomy places the organism in Eukaryota, Dinophyceae, Suessiales, Symbiodiniaceae.